CAUUUGUUAGAGCGAUAUGUUCUAUAGACAAUAAAAUCAAUCCGGAAAACCUUUUCCUCUAUGGUCCCAUUUUAAGGGCCAAAUUUAUAAAUUUGAGCAAACUGUUAACAAUACGUAACGCCGCGGUCGUUAUAAGGUAUAGUAAUAGCCGCGAUAUGCCGCGGGCAGACUCGGCGGCACCGGCUCCAUCCACAGCGACACGGCGGCCGACGCGACGUUACCGCACACACUUUCGAGUUUCGCAGUUGGUAGGUUCUCGUACUGGUACAUGCAAGCAGUGGUGAGAGAUCGCAUCUGAAGCUGAAGCUUGGCGGUCGGAGGCUGUCCCCUCGCCGCCCGCCGCUCGCCACCCGCCGCCCGACGCCCGACGCCCGACGCCGCCGCUGCGCGCUCGCUCUAUCGCUUCGUCAGUCGGACUCGCGCCGUUGUCGCGACGCUACGUAACGCGUCAUCACUGACCGCGACGGGAACGCACCGCGCGACGCGAGCCCUCGCCGCUCGUAACCACACACGCGACGCGAUAUAUUUAAUUUUAAUUCAAACUUACCUGAAACAACUUUUAAUUUUUUUUUAUAACUGGUGUAUAAGAUUGCAUUAAAUUACACUUAAUAAUAAUAAUAAAAAAAAAAAAUAAAAAAAAAUCCUGUGUGAAAUACUAAUAAAGUACGAAACAUUGAAAGUUGAGGUAGGUAGGUAUUGUUGUUGAGAGUGAGUGUUGUGCCGCCGGUCGCGAAGCGCGGGGAUGGUGCGUCUGAGGAUGUGCGUGCGCGUGCGGUGCGGGGGCGCGAGCGGCGCCAGCACGCGCGGCAGGUGAGGCGGCGCCGGCGCGCGGAUGAGUGCGCGGGCGAGCGGGCCGCGCGCGCUGCUGCUGCUGGCGAGCGCGCUGGCCGCGCUGGCGGCGGCGGCGUGCCCGGCGCCGGCGCACGACGGCGACGCCGGCGCCGGUGCCGGCGCUGCGCCCACCGCCAGCGCGCUGCCGGCCGGCUGCGCCUGCAUCGACGGCGGCGCUAGGAUGGACUGCCGCGCUGCCGGAUUACGCCGCUUGCCUCCACUACACAGCAACCUUCUUUCACUAGACGUGUCAAAUAACAACAUAAGCACGCUGCCGCGGGACGCCCUCGAGCCCGCCGUCGCACUUCGGGACCUCAACCUGUCGUCCAACCGGCUGGAGUCGGUGGCGGCAGGCGCGCUGAGCGGCGCGGCGCUGGCGCGGCUGUGGCUGGACCGCUGCUCGCUGCGCCGGCUGCCCGCGCACGCGCUGCGGGACGCACACCGCUUGCACUACUUGUCAGCGGAGGACAACUACAUGAGCGAGGUGGAGAGCGGCGCGCUGGGCGGUGCGCGUGCGCUGCGCACGCUGCGGCUCGCGCGCAACCUGCUGCGCGCCGUGCCCACGCACGCGCUCUCGUCACUCGCCCACCUGCAGACGCUGAACCUGGCGGGGAACUUGAUCAGCGAGUUGACGGACUCCUCGCUGCCGCCGUUGCCCGCGCUGCAUACCCUGUUGCUGAAGCGGAACCGGAUCACGCACAUCGAGGAUCGCGCCUUCGCCAACACGCCCUCCAUACGGGUCCUGCGAUUGGAAGAGAAUCUGCUGACGGUGGUGCCGGUCGCCGUGCAGCUGCUGCCACUGCUGGAAGAUUUAUCAGUGGCGAGCAACCGCGUGGAGACGGUAGAGGUGGGCACGCUACAGCCGUGCCGACGACUGGCGCGGCUCGAGCUGCGCGCCAACCCUCUAUCCAACCUGCACCACCGCGCCCUCGAGCAUCUGCCCUACCUCACCACGCUCGUGGUGUCGGAGUCGCGCGGGCUGCGCGAGCUGCCGUCGCUGAACGGGUCGUCGCGCGUGCGCGCGCUGCACGCCGAGCGCGCGCGCCUGGCGCGGCUGCCGCGCGACCUGUGCGCGCACGCGCCGCAGCUGCGAGCCCUGGACGUGAAGGGGAACCAACUGGAGCACGUGCCCGACCUGCACGACUGCACUGAACUGCGAGUACUGGAGCUGUCGGACAACAGCGUGCGGUCGCUGGGCGGCGGCGCGCUGCGCGGGCUGGCGCGGCUGCACGACCUGCUGCUCGCGCGCAACCGCCUGCGCCGCGUGCCGCGCGACGCCUUCGUGCACACGCCGCGCCUGCAAGUGCUAAAUCUCGAGGAAAACCAAAUAGAGCACAUCGAUAUGGAAGCAUUCGUGCCGAUCUCCAAAUUAGAAGACUUGAACGUGGGUAACAACGUGUUCCCGUGGCUGCCGGCGAGCGGGCUGCAGCGGCUGCUGCACCUCAAGGCGCACAACAACCCCAACCUGAGGCACUUCCACCCACCAGAACUCUUUCCCAAUAUACAGACGCUGGUGCUGUCAUACGCGUACCACUGCUGCGAGUUCAUGCCGCUGAUGGAGGACAGCGGCGAGCCGCCGGAGGAGGAGGGGCUGAGCGACUUCGUGCUGGUGCCACCGCACCACGUCGACCUCGCCGCCUGGGCCAACGUCACUGACAUCUGGCCGCAUUACAUGAACGCAACGGGUACGAGCGACGGGCGCGUGCGGGCAGCGCUAGCGAGCAUGGCGGCGGGCGGCGCGGCGGGCGGCGGCGCGCUGUGGGCCGUGGGCGGCUACGCGGCCGGCGCGGUCGGCGUGGCCGGCGUCGCCGACCCGCGCCGCGCCACCGAGCUGCGCGGGGACGGGCCGCGCCGCGUGCAGUGCCUGCCGCUACCGGGUCCUUUCCUGCCCUGUGUCGACUUAUUCGAUUGGUGGACCCUCCGGUGUGGCGUGUGGGCGGUGUUUCUGCUGGCCCUGCUCGGUAACGGCACCGUGGUGUUCGUGCUCGUGUUCAGCCGCAGUCGCAUCGACGUGCCGCGCUUCCUCGUCACUAAUCUCGCUGCUGCAGACUUCUUUAUGGGCAUCUACCUCGGUUUUUUGGCUGUAGUAGACGCCGGCACGCUAGGCGAAUUUCGAGCGCACGCUAUCGCUUGGCAAAUGUCGGGUGGCUGCCGGUUAGCGGGCUUCCUGGGCGUGCUGUCUUCCGAGCUCUCAGUAUAUACUCUCGCUGUGAUUACACUCGAACGCAACUAUGCGAUCACACACGCGAUGCAUCUCAACAAGCGACUGUCGCUGCGACACGCGGCCGUAGUGAUGGCCGUCGGCUGGGCGUUUUCACUAAUAGCCGCUGCGCUACCACUAUUCGGCGUGUCCGAUUAUCGGAAGUUCGCCGUUUGCUUACCGUUCGAGACGAGUACACCGGUAGCGUUGGGCUACGUCGUCGCGUUGCUCGUGAUCAACGGCGUCGCCUUCCUUGUACUGCUGGGAUGUUAUCUCAAAAUGUACUGUGCGAUUCGGGGGUCACAGGCCUGGAACUCGAACGACUCGCGCAUCGCCAAGCGGAUGGCGCUUCUCGUGUUCACCGACUUCCUGUGCUGGUCGCCGAUCGCCUUCUUCGCCCUGACCGCCGCCUUCGGCGCACGGCUCGUCUCCCUCGAGGAAGCGAAGGUUUUCACGGUGUUCGUACUACCGCUCAACUCGUGCUGCAAUCCAUUUCUCUACGCAAUUCUCACGAAACAGUUCAAGAAGGACUGCGCACUCGUGUGUAAAGCCAUCGAGGAGUCGCGGGUCACACGCGGUAUCGGCCGCUGCCGACACUCCUCCAACUUCAGCAACCGCCAGACGCCGGCGAACACGAAUAGCCUCGCGGAGAGAUCGUCGCGCGGGCAGCACGGCGCGGCAUGCGCGUGCCGGCGCCUGCUACCGCCGGGCGGCGCGGACGGCGGGCCGGCGCCGCGCCGCUCGGGCCGUGAACGUCUCAUGCGCUGGCUCACCGCCUGCCGCCGCGCCGCGCCCGCGCCCGUGCCGGCGCCGCGCCCGCCCGCCGCUGCGCCCGCUCGCGCCGGCUCGGUGUCCUCCUCGGUCGAGUUCUCGUCGUCGCGCUCGGAUUCGUGGCGCGCAUACGGCCGGCCGCCGCCGCCGCCGCGCCGCGCCGCGUCCUGGCUCGUCGCCCGCAAGACAUCGCAAGACUCGAACCUGUCGUCGUCGCGCAACGACUCUUCGGGAUCGAACGCGACCGCGUCGACGGGCACGUGGCGCACGUCGCGGUCGGGCGGCAGCGCGGCGGGCCCGGCGCGGCCGCGGCUGACGCGGCAGCCGGCCGUGUCGGCGGAGGAGCCGCCCGGCUCGCCCGGCCCGCUGCCGCCCGCCGUGCUGGCGCCGCGCCACCUGCACACGAUCCCGUCGGCCGCCGAGGCAGAGCAGCAGCCGGACGACUCGGACGCCCGCUGAUCGCCCGCUCGUCAGCGAUGUCACUUCAAAGACUGACCCCCCAAUAUCCACCGUCGAGUUUGACACCCGACGUCAUCCCGCCACCGUAAGAUAAUCCGCGGUCUUCGCGAGAUGCGGACCGCCCCGCCCGCCGCCGCGACCUCAUGGAGUGUCUUAUUUAACCGUCCAUUAGAACAGUUUUGCCGCCGGCCGUUUCGCCCGCACUCGACCGGGUGCACGAGCUUUCCGGUACAAAAGUUGACGACGAGUAUCCUUCGAAAUAGUGUUUACACUUAGUAGCAGGCCGUGCGCUAGCCGCAUACCAAUGUAGACAAAUAAAACGCUGUUUGAAUAUUUUGUACAGUAUUAAAUGUCAUGACGAUUAUUAUGAAACAAGUAUUAAAAGAAAAUUAAUAUAUAUUUAGAAAAUUUUAUGAAAUAAGAAUAUUUAUAAAUAUUGACAUCGGUUAGAUUAUAAUUACAUAAUUAUUUACAAUGCUGUAGGUGCAGAUCGUACUGUGUACGUAAAAUAAGUGAUAUUAUUGUACAUUUUAGAAAAAUAAGAGAUCGUUACAAUGUUACAUAGGCCUUAGCCUCAGCAGCCCGACGCAGUAUUCGAUUACCAUUAUUACUAAGUAUUGAUCGUUAAUAAGUUACAUUUUAUACGAGAGGAGUAUCGAGUGGGGGUCGAUUAAGAAGUUUGGAGCGAAAGUGGGCUUCAUCGCCCUCCCCCCGACGCCGCGACGCGGCGCUCCACACCGCCUCCUGUUUGUUACGUUACCUACGAGUUAUGGAGCACCUACCAAUAUUUAAGAACUGCGCUAGACGCAGUGUGUGUAUUAUAUAAUCAUACAUACUUCCUUUUUCUAUUUAAAAAUAAAUUACUUUUUUAUAUUUAUCAAAAGACAAGGUAGUUAUUUUUCUAAUAAAAGUUGACAAAAAAUUUAGAACCUCCGGUUUUUAAAAUUUAAAUACUAAUAAGGAAAAAUUGGUUCCGUAUUGGUAGGUUCAUUGUUUUUCGAAUUCUAUAAUAAAAGUCAAUUGAAACUACAAAUAAUAAAUACUUACAAAUAAACAUUGAAUUACAUUAUAAUACAAUUAUUUAGAAAUGCACUAUGCAUGGCACAUUUUGAAAAAACAUACAAAAUAAUUUGUUAACAUGCAACAUUAUACAAUUUAAAUAUAAAAUAAGAACACGAGGCGUGCCACUCUGUACAAUAAAGUAAUUACUAUGAAUUUGUUCGUUUAUAAUUGCGUACGUACCUCUAAGAUUAGAAGGGUGUACUGUACAUAGAGGUGUCUAUUUAUUGAUUCGUCCGAGCGACGCGUGAUCGACGGGUGUUAUUUAUUUAAUUUAUUGUAACCAACAAUAAAUAAAAUUAUUGUCUA
This is a messenger RNA of Galleria mellonella (greater wax moth), 5629 nucleotides long. It is a transcript of the gene rk, whose product is annotated as follicle-stimulating hormone receptor. Gene Ontology annotation, cellular component: membrane. Gene Ontology annotation, biological process: G protein-coupled receptor signaling pathway. Bases 833 to 4261 code for a protein of 1142 amino acids. The record is from RefSeq and is a predicted model, not a curated record. NCBI's taxonomy places the organism in Eukaryota, Metazoa, Arthropoda, Insecta, Lepidoptera, Pyralidae. The transcript has 17 exons. Gene Ontology annotation, molecular function: protein binding; protein-hormone receptor activity; G protein-coupled receptor activity.